Molecule: messenger RNA, 1821 nt
Organism: Paramecium octaurelia
Lineage: Eukaryota; Ciliophora; Oligohymenophorea; Peniculida; Parameciidae
Source: the annotation of a GenBank genome assembly
AUGAAUAAAUAGGUUUUAUCGUUCAUUACUUAAAACCAAAACAAAUAUAGCUACAUUCAUUUAUUAGAUAACGUCCUAAAUAUUCAACCUAUUAACAAUCAACAGUUUUUGAUUUUACAAAACAAUAAAUUAGACUUACUAACCUUACCAGCUCAAUUAUAAUAAAUUAUUGAUUUCGAUAGUGAAUUCGAAUUCUUGGAUUGUUUAAUUUAAGAAACAGAAAUCCUAUAUAUUUUAUAAUCCUUGCCAAGUAAUUCAAUUAGUUACUGUAGAUUACAAAUUAUUGUUAUUAAUAUACAAUAAAAACGAAUAGAAACUUAAAGUAUUUCAACGAGAAAGUAAUGAGAGUCUAUCCAAAAUCAAAAUGAUUCAAAUCGUUGAUACUGAGUAGUUGAUAUACAAUGCAAUUCUUAUUAAAAAUGAAUAAGUAUGCUUAGUAACUCAAGGUAGAAACAAUCCAUUUUGUCUUAGGAUUAAGCAACUUGACCAUUGAUAUCUGCAGUGAAAUAUAAAAUCCUAUCGAAAUUUAUAGAAUUAAUGCAUCACUACUUUUACUCUUAACCAAGCAUUCAACAUACAUCAUCAAUAAUUAAUUGGAAAUCGCAUCAAUUAAUUUGCCAAUUCCUAUUAAUAAUAUCCUUUAAUCAUUAACGAUCAAAAAUUUCCAUUACAUCCUCACUAAUAGAACACUUAUACGAUUUGAUGAAGCAUCCUAUACUCUCUAUGAGAAUCUCAUAGAUGGAAUAACGCUUUAUGAAGAAAAUUUAUAUCUUUUUUAUUAUAAUGAUAAACAAUAAUUGUGUUUAUCCAAUAUCGAUGGAUAAAUUGUAAUCAAAUUGGAUUUUCACCAAAGGAUAUCCAAUUUGAAUAUUGUCAAUCUCUAAUCAUUAUUAAUAAAAGAUGAACAUAAUUCUGGAUAUUUGAUAUUUCAACCAGAUUUCAAAGCAAUCUUAUAAUAAUAUUUUAGAUUAGAUGAUUUCAAAGAUCAAUAAUAAUAAUAGUAAUAAUAGUAAUAAUAGUAAUAAUAAUAAUAAUAAUAAUAAUAAUAAAAAUAUAUUACUUAAGAAUUAUUAUUUACUCUUAAUAAAACCUAAAGAUAUAAAUAAAAUAUCGAUGAUAUGAUAAGUAUCAGUCUUAAAUAUAGUUAUAUCUAAUUAUUGCUAUUGAUGUGUGCAAGAAUAAGAGUUUUUAGAGAAUUCUUUAUUCAUAUAGAUAAAAUGUCUGAAAAUGGAAAUGAAAAAGAAUUAAGAAAUUUAUUGGAAAUCAAAAAAAUUAAGAAAUGUGAAUGCAUAGAAAAUGAUUAAAUAAUGGAAGAGCUCAUUGAAGAAUGCCUUUAAUAUAAAGACAAGAAAAUCUUUAUUUAUUUUUAAAAACUGUUUAUUGAGAAUCCCUUAUACGUUAAUGAUCACUACUAUUGUUAAAUAUUAUAGUGUGAAACUAACAGAGUUCUCUAUCAAAAUGCUGGCUUAGAAAUGCCAAUCAUUCCAAGUUAUGCAUUUAAAAGAGUGACCAAUUACAUUAUGUUUUUAUAGAAGGCAAAGAUUGUAUUUAUUUAAGAUUUAUUUGUAAAGAAAGAGAAACAAUUAUAAUUGUAAUAAUAAAAUAUGUAUUUUUAGAAUAAAAAAGGGAAUGAUAGGAAAUGCGAUGUAAUGCUAUGAGUGUUUGAAACCAAUUUCAUUUUCAGUCCAGAAUAAGAAUUAAUAACAAUAGGAAAGCAAAAUAGUCAAGUAUAUGGAUUGUUAUCAUGCAAUACAUAAAUAAUGUGUAUAGAUGUAGCAUGAAUGUAAUUAUGAGAACAAUAAAAAAUUGUUUUAAUUUUGA